Molecule: messenger RNA, 985 nt
Organism: Grus americana (Whooping crane)
Lineage: Eukaryota; Metazoa; Chordata; Aves; Gruiformes; Gruidae
Gene: NPPC
Product: natriuretic peptide C
Exons: 3
Coding region: 138-533 (131 amino acids)
Biological process (GO): receptor guanylyl cyclase signaling pathway; cGMP biosynthetic process
Cellular component (GO): extracellular region
Molecular function (GO): hormone receptor binding; hormone activity
Source: RefSeq, a predicted model, not a curated record
GCUCGGCACUUCGCAGGCGGCAGGAGGGACCUCGGGGCUCCGCUCUGAACUUUGACUCCCGUCGGUCCCGGCCUCUCCCCGGGGCUCCCCUGGGCUCCCCGCUGCCCCCCCAGCCCCCUCUCGUUCGGCCUCGCAGGAUGCAGAUCUCACCCUUGCUGGCUGGUGGACUUUUACUCGCUCUGCUCUCCGUCAGGCUGGAGGCGAAGCCGGCGUCUCAGCUCCCACAGAAGGCUUCCCGCGGAUCGGCGGCGGCAGCGGGUCCGCCCGAGGCGGCGGCGGCGGCGGAGCGGGAGAAGGAGCGGGAGAAGGAGCGGAGCAGCGGCAGCAGCAGCAGCAGCGGCGGCGGCGGCGGGUCGGGCCCGCGGGAGGCGCGGGAGGCGCGGACCGAGACGCGGCCGCGGGCGGGCUGGGCGCGGCUGCUGCAGGACCCGCCGGGCCGCCGCCACAAGGGCCUCCAUAAGAAGGGCCUGGGCAAGGGCUGCUUCGGCCUCAAGCUGGACCGCAUCGGCGCCAUGAGCGGCCUCGGCUGCUGAGGGACCUCUGGCGGGCUUGGAAUCCAUAGUCCAUUUUCUCCUACCGUGGCCAGGCAGGGCCAUCCCCCAGGCAACGCCUAGAAGAGCAGAGACCCCUCUGGAAUGGACAAAAGAUGUGGCUGUGUUUUUCUUUUUGGUACGAGGAGUCAUGGCACCAGCUGUUUUGGUUUUGUUAUUUUUUUAAAAAGUUCUAUCUUAUAUAUAUUAUAUAUACAAACACUCACCAAGACAAGGGACAGUGCUUUUCCAAAAGACUGAUGAAGCCAGCUGUAUAACGUUGCUGUUUGUAAAUUCAUGUCAUGCAUAAAUGUAUUUAUGUUGUAAAGCUAUUUAUAUAUUGUUUAUAAAGAGAUAUUUAUAAAAAAAUUAUUUAUGUAACUAAAUGAAAAGUCAAGCAUUGUAACUUUUUUUUGUCCUAAGUAGUUGAAAAAGUUUAAAAAAAAAUCAUUCCA